GGGCAUUAGGGUGUCUGUGUGUUUGCGUCAGGGAAGCCUGGCUGUUUAAAAAUAGCCAGAGCCUCGCGAACCAGCUGAGCGGCAGCGAACCAGCUGAGCAGCGGGGACAGCAGAGCAGCUCACAGCAGGAGUUUGCCUGGGAGUUCGCCUGCAGUGAGCCCAGUGAGGCUUACAUCUUGCAAACGUCUCUGAGGAAGCUCAUAGUAGGACAGAAGUGACUUUGUCUGCACAAAGUGCAAGAUGGUCUCCAUAUUGGAAGAGAAGAUUGAAGGUCUGGAGCAACAGAUAACGACCCUGCGUUGUAUACGAGAAACUGAGGAUUUUCUGGACAAAACUCAGGAUAGGCUUCUAGGGGCACAAAGCUCUAAAGAUAUAGAGCAGGUUGCACAGAGGAGCCAAGAGGCCAGUGAAGAAGCUUGGCAACAUGUGACCUCCAGAAGAGGUAAGCGGAAUGUCCGGGUUCCAGUAACACAGACACAGGUAACUAACCGCUUUCAUGUUCUCUCCACAGGUACCAUUGCGGAGAGUGGACCAGAUGAUAUGUCUGGGGGGAGAAAGCAGAAGGAGACUCCGCUGGUUGGAAGGCAUGAGAUGCGAUGUCCUGAGGUUGGGGGUUCCACGACCACCACUCCCAAGAGGAGAAGGCGGGAGGUGGUGGUCGGGGACUCUCUCCUCCGGGGGACUGAGUCAUCUAUCUGCCGCCCUGACCGGGAAAACCGAGAAGUCUGCUGCUUGCCAGGGGCUAAGAUUCGCGAUGUGACGGAGAGACUGCCGAGACUCAUCAAGCCCUCGGAUCGCUACCCCUUCCUGCUUCUCCACGUGGGCACCAAUGAUACUGCCAAGAAUGACCUUGAGCGGAUCACUGCGGACUACGUGGCUCUGGGAAGAAGGAUAAAGGAGUUGGAGGCGCAAGUGGUGUUCUCGUCCAUCCUCCCCGUGGAAGGAAAAGGCCUGGGUAGGGACCGUCGAAUCGUGGAAGUCAACGAAUGGCUACGCAGGUGGUGUCGGAGAGAAGGCUUUGGAUUCUUUGACCAUGGGAUGGUGUUCCAUGAAGGAGGAGUGCUGGGCAGAGACGGGCUCCAUCUUACGAAGAGAGGGAAGAGCAUCUUUGCCAGCAGGCUGGCUAACCUAGUGAGGAGGGCUUUAAACUAGGUUCACCGGGGGAAGGAGACCAAAGCCCUGAGGUAAGUGGGAAAGCGGGAUACCGGGAGGAAGCACAGGCAGGAAUGUCUGUGAGGGGGGGCUCCUGCCUCAUACUGAGAAUGAGGGGCGAUCACAGGUUAUCUCAAGUGCUUGUAUACAAAUGCACAAAGCCUUGGAAACAAGCAGGGAGAACUGGAGGUCCUGGUGAUGUCAAGGAACUAUGACGUGAUUGGAAUAACAGAGACUUGGUGGGAUAACUCACAUGACUGGAGUACAGUCAUGGAUGGUUAUAAACUGUUCAGGAAGGACAGGCAGGGCAGAAAAGGUGGGGGAGUAGCACUGUAUGUAAGGGAGCAGUAUGACUGCUCAGAGCUCCGGUACGAAACUGUGGAAAAACCUGAGUGUCUCUGGAUUAAGUUUAGAAGUGUGUGCAACAAGAGUGAUGUAGUGGUGGGAGUCUGCUAUAGACCACCGGACCAGGGGGAUGAGGUGGAUGAGGCUUUCUUCCGGCAACUCACGGAAGCUACUAGAUCGCAUGCCCUGAUUCUCAUGGGUGACUUUAAUUUUCCUGAUAUCUGCUGGGAGAGCAAUACAGCGGUGCAUAGACAAUCCAGGAAGUUUUUGGAAAGCGUAGGGGACAAUUUCCUGGCGCAAGUGCUAGGGGAGCCAACUAGGGGGGGCGCUUUUCUUGACCUGCUGCUCACAAACCGGGUAGAAUUAGUGGGGGAAGCAAAAGUGGAUGGGAAUCUGGGAGGCAGUGACCAUGAGUUGGUUGAGUUCAGGAUCCUGACGCAGGGAAGAAAGGUAAGCAGCAGGAUACGGACCCUGGACUUCAGGAAAGCAGACUUCGACUCCCUCAGGGAACAGAUGGCCAGGAUCCCCUGGGGGACUAACAUGAAGGGGAAGGGAGUCCAGGAGAGCUGGCUGUAUUUCAAGGAAUCCCUGUUGAGGUUACAGGGACAAACCAUCCCGAUGAGUCGAAAGAAUAGUAAAUAUGGCAGGCGACCAGCUUGGCUUAAUGGUGAAAUCCUAGCGGAUCUUAAACAUAAAAAAGAAGCUUACAAGAAGUGGAAGGUUGGACAUAUGACCAGGGAAGAGUAUAAAAAUAUUGCUCGGGCAUGUAGGAAAGAUAUCAGGAGGGCCAAAUCGCACCUGAGCUGCAGCUAGCAAGAGAUGUCAAGAGUAACAAGAAGGGUUUCUUCAGGUAUGUUGGCAACAAGAAGAAAGCCAAGGAAAGUGUGGGCCCCUUACUGAAUGAGGGAGGCAACCUAGUGACAGAGGAUGUGGAAAAAGCUAAUGUACUCAAUGCUUUUUUUGCCUCUGUUUUCACUAACAAGGUCAGCUCCCAGACUGCUGCGCUGGGCAUCACAAAAUGGGGAAGAGAUGGCCAGCCCUCUGUGGAGAUAGAGGUGGUUAGGGACUAUUUAGAAAAGCUGGACGUGCACAAGUCCAUGGGGCCGGACGAGUUGCAUCCGAGAGUGCUGAAGGAAUUGGCGGCUGUGAUUGCAGAGCCCUUGGCCAUUAUCUUUGAAAACUCGUGGCGAACGGGGGAAGUCCCGGAUGACUGGAAAAAGGCUAAUGUAGUGCCAAUCUUUAAAAAAGGGAAGAAGGAGGAUCCUGGGAACUACAGGCCAGUCAGCCUCACCUCAGUCCCUGGAAAAAUCAUGGAGCAGGUCCUCAAAGAAUCAAUCCUGAAGCACUUACAUGAGAGGAAAGUGAUCAGGAACAGUCAGCAUGGAUUCACCAAGGGAAGGUCAUGCCUGACUAAUCUAAUCGCCUUUUAUGAUGAGAUUACUGGUUCUGUGGAUGAAGGGAAAGCAGUGGAUGUAUUGUUUCUUGACUUUAGCAAAGCUUUUGACACGGUCUCCCACAGUAUUCUUGUCAGCAAGUUAAGGAAGUAUGGGCUGGAUGAAUGCACUAUAAGGUGGGUAGAAAGCUGGCUAGAUUGUCGGGCUCAACGGGUAGUGAUCAAUGGCUCCAUGUCUAGUUGGCAGCCGGUGUCAAGUGGAGUGCCCCAGGGGUCGGUCCUGGGGCCGGUUUUGUUCAAUAUCUUCAUAAAUGAUCUGGAGAUGACCAGUCCAGGAUAAAGAGGAUUGGAGGAUGGUGUGGAUUGCACUCUCAGCAAAUUUGCGGAUGAUACUAAAUGGGAGGAGUGGAGAUGGUAGAUACGCUGGAGGGGAGGGAUAGGAUACAGAAGGACCUAGACAAAUUGGAGGUUUGGGCCAAAAGAAAUCUGAUGAGGUUCAAUAAGGAUAAGUGCAGGGUCCUACACUUAGGAUGGAAGAAUCCAAUGCACCGCUACAGACUAGGGACCGAAUGGCUAGGUAGCAGUUCUGCGGAAAAGGACCUAGGGGUGACAGUGGACAAGAAGCUGGAUAUGAGUCAGCAGUGUGCCCUUGUUGCCAAGAAGGCCAAUGGCAUUUUGGGAUGUAUAAGUAGGGGCAUAGCGAGCAGAUCGAGGGACGUGAUCGUUUCCCCUCUAUUCGACAUUGGUGAGGCCUCAUCUGGAGUACUGUGUCCAGUUUUGGGCCCCACACUACAAGAAGGAUGUGGAUAAAUUGGAGAGAGUCCAGCGAAGGGCAACAAAAUGAUUAGGGGUCUAGAGCACAUGACUUAUGAGGAGAGGCUGAGGGAGCUGGGAUUGUUUAGUCUGCAGAAGAGAAGAAUGAGGGGGGAUUUGAUAGCUGCUUUCAACUACCUGAAAGGGGGUUCCAAAGAGGAUGGCUCUAGACUGUUCUCAAUGGUAGCAGAUGACAGAACGAGGAGUAAUGGUCUCAAGUUGCAAUGGGGGAGGUUUAGAUUGGAUAUUAGGAAAAACUUUUUCACUAAGAGGGUGGUGAAACACUGGAAUGCGUUACCUAGGGAGGUGGUAGAAUCUCCUUCCUUAGAGGUUUUUAAGGUCAGGCUUGACAAAGCCCUGGCUGGGAUGAUUUAACUGGGACUUAGUCCUGCUUCGAGCAGGGGGUUGGACUAGAUGACCUUCUGGGGUCCCUUCCAACCCUGAUAUUCUAUGAUUCUAUGAU
Chelonia mydas (Green sea turtle) is the source of this 4166-nucleotide messenger RNA. RefSeq lists its product as uncharacterized. Lineage: Eukaryota; Metazoa; Chordata; Testudines; Cheloniidae. The coding region runs from base 241 to 1152 and encodes 303 amino acids. The record is from RefSeq and is a predicted model, not a curated record. The transcript is spliced from 2 exons.